AUGCGCCUCAGACAGCAGCCUGCAGACGACUCCGAUGCUCUGCUGCGGUCACUGUGGUCUUUGUCACACCGGGAUGUGCCUCUGUGCAUUGGUGUACUUUUGCAAUCUGAUGAAUUCCCAACGGACGUCAGGACACAUCACAUUUUAAAGCAUCAACUUUAUACUCUCUGGAUUUACAGUCAGUGGGAGCUUCACAUCAGAGCCUCUGAUUCAGAGGUGGGACAAAAGUCCCAACCAGGAAUGGCUACGAUGCUGCUGCCCAUCGCUCUCUGCCUCAGUUUGAUCCCCGUGUGUUUCGGAGCUGCGAUUCCAGUUUCAUGUGGGUCCAUCUACAAGAGUUUUGCUCAGUGUUUACUCACACUUGGAGACAGUUUGGUGGAAACACAAAAAGACCAAAACACGCAGGACAUUGACGCAAUCUGCAGGUCCUGGAACGCGUUCCACGUUUGUGCCAACUCAGCUCUGGCCGGCUGUCCCGGAGAAGCAGCAGCUGUCUGGGAGUCUCUAAGACAAGAGUCCAGGAAGACACAGUUUUCUGGAAACCUGUAUGACAUGUGUGCCAGCCGCACCACCCUCCCGCCCAGCUCUGUGCCUGCACCCCAGAGCCCUCCCACCUCCGACCAGACCAACCAGGAAACACUGAAAGGGCAAACAUACAAGCACAGCCCCACCCUUACCACACUGUUGUUCCCUUUAUGCAGCACCCUGCUACUUCUGCUCAGGAGUUAGUUAACCCGCUAAGUCUUUUAAUCAGAGUAAUGACAGCUGGCCGUCAGAGUCCGGCCCCCCUUACGAUCCAAUCACACGAGGGUAAACACUCUUCAAGUCAGGCUCAUCACAAUACAUAUCGAUCCUAAAAUAAGGAUUUCAACAACUGGAUCAAAACAUCUGGUUCAGUGUUUCUUAUGUGGAUGAGCUGGUGCAUUUAUUUAUGCAUUAAACUAAAUUGGAUUGUACAACAAUUUCAAGUGUUUAAUUUGUGAUUAAAUUCACAUCAUGUAUUAUUACACGGUCAUACUUUUACAGACUGGAGUUAAUGAAGGGACAGAAGAAUAAGACCCUACAGUUAUAAGCUAAUAUUUGUUGUAAACACUUUAUUUUGUAUCUCUACUGCAGUAACACCACGUGAUUUCUAGGACAAAAGAGGUUUUAGGGGACGUUUUAACGCCAGGUGUUCAGAUCUGCUAGUGAUCCAAUCAGGUGCGAUUCAGAGGAGAGUGUUAUUACAGGCUUUCACAACAGUGUGUUUGUGCUGUAAGUUUAAUUCAUCACCCUGUUCGACAGGUUUUAUGUCAGAAAAUUAGAUUUCUGUAUGAAAGCAUUCUCUCUUUUUUUUUUGUGCAUGAUGUUGCAUUUUAUCACUUGUUUUAAAACAUUUAACGUCCGUAGUAGUUUUCUAAGCAGUUAUAUGAUGCUUUUUCUAUUCUGAACUACUAUUUACAGUAAAAUUUGACUUUAAUCCAUUGAAUGACUUUAUGCAUCCUCUGUGUGGGACACAUUGGACACAUAGCACAAAAAACCAACAACACAAAAUUACAGAGUACUAAAAAGUAUAAAAGGAUAAAGUGUAAAGUCAGUAGUGGGAAGUUUCCCACGUUUGAUCCUUAUAACAUUAACAAUUGCUGUGAUUUUAUUUAUUGUUGUAUAACUUUUCUUUGAUAUUGAGCGAGCUCUGAUAUGCAACUACACACUGUGUUUUAUUCACUGGAUUUCACGUUAACAACGCAUUUACUGUAAUAUCUUUUGAUUUUUGGUUAUUUGAAUUAUUAUUUUUUCACAGCAGUAUGGAGUGGCACUUUUUAACCCAACAAAAACUUAAAUUAAAGGUAUAUUGACAUACACAA
Molecule: messenger RNA, 1844 nt
Organism: Dicentrarchus labrax (European seabass)
Lineage: Eukaryota; Metazoa; Chordata; Actinopteri; Moronidae
Gene: nrn1lb
Product: neuritin 1-like b
Exons: 4
Coding region: 1-729 (242 amino acids)
Biological process (GO): neuron projection extension; nervous system development
Cellular component (GO): plasma membrane
Source: RefSeq, a predicted model, not a curated record